This is a messenger RNA of Leguminivora glycinivorella, 1618 nucleotides long. RefSeq lists its product as uncharacterized. Bases 1 to 774 code for a protein of 257 amino acids. The transcript has 6 exons. NCBI's taxonomy places the organism in Eukaryota, Metazoa, Arthropoda, Insecta, Lepidoptera, Tortricidae. Gene Ontology annotation, molecular function: DNA binding. The record is from RefSeq and is a predicted model, not a curated record.
AUGUUUCGAGUCAUAUGGAGACCCAUCGUCAAGCAUGACAGCUCGCGGCGGCUAGAGUCGGCCGUAUUCAUACGAUCCAGGAAAGGCGGCCGAGUGCUUUGCUUCGAAGGCUACAGAUAUCACCGCAGAGCGCAGCGCGGGAUGAAAACGCGAUGGCUUUGCGGCACACACGCCAGGUUUCGGUGCAAGGGCUCCGUCAUUACCGUCGACGAUAUGGUAAAUCCUCUUUGUCUUAAAGGUCUCAAGGCAGGGUUCUACUACGGAACAUCCAAGCUAGGAAACAAGGUGCUAUAUUACCGUGGCUACAAAUACCACCGCAAGCAGGAGAAGGACGCUUUCUUCGGAGUAUCACGACAAGGCGGCCGCGUCCUGUACUACCACGGGUACAAGUACCACGUGAAGAGGAGCCUGAUCUCCAAGACCCAGUGGCAGUGCGGCACGCACCAGCGCCGCGCCGGCUGCACUGCCUCCAUCACCACCGUCGACGAUGUUGUUGUACGGUGCAAUGAUAACCACAACCACGAGAGUUCUAUCAAAGGACCGGGUUCUUUAGUAGUCGCAAUUAUAAAGCAUAGAACCAUAGCCAAGAGAUCGCUCGUUUGGCGGUUUUUCGAGUUGGACGCGGACAACCAAAGGCACGCCAUCUGUACACUGUGCCAAUCAAAACUAUCGCGCGGCGGCGAGGGCAAGGCCGCUGGAACCUCUUCGCUGAAGAAACACUUGAAGAAGAAGCACGUGAAUCAGUACAUGGCAGUUUAUGGACCCAUCGAAUAACUAAGCUUAGUGCUCGAAAUUUCGAUAAUCGCACUCAUGCAUGCGAAUAUAAUAGAACGAAGGGGGGGGUAAAGCUUUCUAGGACGCGUAUUGCGUACUUUCCUGUGUAUCUACAGAGUGGCCCAAAAUAUAAUAUAUGUAUAUACAGCCUGUUUUUAUUGAAUUCCGUUUAGUUUUUUUAGAUCAAAUAAAAUUAAUUUCUUUAGGAAAUUAGCGUAUUACCUCUCACGGUUAUCGAGUUAUUAAAAAAUAAAAAUAAUUACUGAACACGUGUGUGACAGCCUUUACCACUUCCCAAUGUUAUUUGUUAUGACAUGUGCCGUCACUCACUUUGACACUAAUUUGAAUAUAAUUCCUAAGAUCCUCACACGUAUGUAUGAAAACGACGAAAAUAUGUUUUGCGAAUUCAACUAAAAGUGUAAAACAGGGUGGUUCCUGAUAACGAACCUAACGACAUGUUGGAUUUAACGGAAAACAAAAAAAAACACAGUAUAUAAAUAUUAUGUAUUGUAUAUUUCUACAUUCACCAUGGAUAUUUCAACAGUAUUUAUGUCCAUUUCACAAGAUUUUGCAAUGUAGACCAAUUGUGUACAGACAUUUUUUCCAGAUUCGUUUCAGCCUACUUAUGUAAAUUCACCUAAUUUAACACUAUAAAUUAUAGUUUGUAAUCAAUCUUAAAACCCUAGCCCGUUUAUUGAUUACAAACAUUAGGAUAUUUUACAAGCCAUACGUGCAAUAAGUUAGACGAAAGUCAUACUAGAGGUGCAGCGCAUAUCGUUAAUUUUUUGUUCUAAUAUUAGCGUUUGUACUUCAAAGCCAAAGGAGAUAUUUUGAAGACUAUUCG